This is a messenger RNA of Acanthopagrus latus (yellowfin seabream), 5190 nucleotides long. RefSeq names its product inactive rhomboid protein 2-like. Gene Ontology annotation, molecular function: serine-type endopeptidase activity. The record is from RefSeq and is a predicted model, not a curated record. NCBI's taxonomy places the organism in Eukaryota, Metazoa, Chordata, Actinopteri, Spariformes, Sparidae. The transcript has 19 exons. Gene Ontology annotation, cellular component: endoplasmic reticulum membrane. Gene Ontology annotation, biological process: regulation of epidermal growth factor receptor signaling pathway; regulation of protein secretion. Bases 329 to 2830 code for a protein of 833 amino acids.
AUUGUGGUCUCCGCACGCCGCCGGGCGUCGGAGGGGUUGGACCCGUCCCAGCUCGCCUCCUCUGUGGAUAAGAUAAGUCGUAACUCCGCCCCCUAGCUCCUCUGGAGCCGCAGUCAAGGAUGUUGGAAGAGAGAAAGAGGGAAGUAACGUUUGUAGUGACACACGAGCGGACAGUAGCUUACAGUAUCGUAGCAUUUCGGACAUUUUCCCUCUGCUAAUGAACAUUAACCUCACUGUUUCUUCUUGGAGGAUCUACGAGGGGCUACGCACGUAAAACUUGGAUUUGAAGAAGAAGGGAUGAGGCAGUCAUUUGAAGCACUCUGACAGGAUGGCAUCACAGGACGGGGAGGAGCCUCCUCCAAACGGAGGUCAAUCAGAUAGCCGUUUAAAGAGCAAGAAGCCGCCCAGCCUUGUAAUAGCCAUCCCUCCACCAGAGGACCCUGCAAAACAGCCACUGCGCUCAUCUCUGAAAAACAGCAUGAGUGCUCAAGCUACUGGUUCAGUAUCAGAUAGCAUGAGUGGACCUGGAGAAGGACGCUUCUUAGCCAGAGACAGGAGGGCAAACUUCGGCAGACAGACGUCCCUCUCACAAAGCAUCCGCAGGAAUACAGCCCAGUGGUUUGGUGUCGGGGAAGACUGUGAGACCAAGCAGCAGGUAUGGCACAGGAAGAGCCUGCGCCACUGCAGCCAGCGCUAUGGCAAGCUCAAGGCCCAAUAUAGAGAGCCUGAGACGGCCACCAGCAUCGACCAGGGAGUGGACUCGCCAGCCACAGGCAAGCUGCCCAAGAUUGUGGAUCCCCUGGCACGGGGCCGAGCCUUCCGUUGCCCAGAUGAGAUGGACAGUCGCUCCCCGAGGACGCCACACAUCACCCAGGGCGGUCCCAUCACACCGGGCGUUACCUCACUCAGCUCCUUCACCAGCCAGCGCUCUGGGUACAGCCGCUUCCCCAGGCGUAAGCGGGAGUCUGUCGCCCGCAUGAGCAUCCGAGCUGCAUCCAACCUAAUGAGGGGUCGUAGCGGCUUGGCAGGUUCCCAGACAGGUCGUAGUUUCCCCAAAAGGAGCUUUGCCAGGCCCAGCUGGAUGGACGAGGACACUGUGGACUCAGCAGACACGUCUGAGUCAAUCUUCUUUAGCAAGGUCGAUGCCCAUGAUGAAUUGUACUCAAUGGCUGAUGAUGUAUUUGAAUCGCCUCCCAUGUCUGCAGCCUUUGCUCCCAGUGAGCAGCCUGACCAGAAGUUCCCCAGUUACCCCAGUAAAGACGUAUCUCGAAUGCCCAGGACACCAGUAGUAGUGAAAGAUAAGAGCCAUCCCCGUCGGGGUCGUCGCAUCGCCUCCCAAGUUAAGCACUUUGCAUUUGACAAACAAAAACGUCAGUACGGCAUGGGUGUCGUAGGGAAGUGGCUUAACCGGCACUACCGACGCAGCAUCAGCAGCAACGUCCAGAAGCAGCUGGACGACUUCCACAGCCACAGGCCUUACUUUACCUACUGGAUCACAUUCGUCCACAUAGUGAUCACUCUGCUGGCCUGUUGUACGUAUGGUUUUGCCCCUGUGGGGUUUGCACAACAUUCUAAAUCUGAACUGGUGCUGAAGAACAAAGGCAUUUAUGAAAGUGUCAAGUAUGUCCAACAGGAGAAUUUCUGGAUUGGUCCCAGCUCUGAGGACCUGAUCCACCUAGGGGCCAAGUUCUCACCGUGCAUCCGUCAGGACAGACAGAUAGUCAGUCUGAUCCAGAAGGCCAAAGACUCCGAGAGAGAGUCUGGCUGUUGCGUUCAAAAUGACAACUCUGGAUGUGUGCAGACCUAUAGGGCCGACUGCUCCGAGACGCUAGCCACCUUCAUUAAAUGGAACAAUGAGUCUGUUGACAUCUACAGGUUCUCUGGUUCUGUCUGUCAUCAAGAUCCCAGAGUGUGUCAAGUGCCGGCCUCUACCAAGCCUCACACAUGGCCGGAUGACAUCACCCAGUGGCCGGUCUGCACACUCCCCAAGAAGUGGAACCACACAGGCUACAGGCACAUGGACUGUAACAUCAAAGGACGGCCUUGCUGCAUAGGAACAAAGGGCAGAUGUGAGAUUACGACCAGAGAGUAUUGCUCCUUCAUGCGUGGUUACUUCCAUGAGGAGGCCACACUCUGCUCACAGGUCCACUGUCUGGAUGAUGUGUGCGGUUUGUUGCCCUUCCUCAACCCUGAUGUUCCUGAUCAGUUCUACCGUCUGUGGCUCUCUCUCUUCCUCCAUGCUGGGCUGCUGCACUGCGUGGUGUCAAUCGUCUUCCAGAUGACCAUAUUGAGAGACCUGGAGAAGCUGGCAGGCUGGGUCCGCAUCUCCAUCAUUUACAUUUUUAGCGGUAUUACUGGAAACCUCGCCUCUGCCUUAUUCCUGCCCUUCAGAGCUGAGGUGGGUCCAGCAGGGUCUCAGUUUGGACUCCUUGCUUGCCUGUUUGUUGAGCUGUUUCAAGGUUGGCAGAUGCUGGAGAAGCCAUGGAAGGCCUUUUACAAACUGUUUGGCAUCGUCCUCUUCCUCUUCCUGUGUGGCCUUCUGCCGUGGAUCGACAAUAUCGCCCACAUUUUCGGUUUCCUCAGUGGCAUGCUGCUCUCCUUUGCCUUCCUGCCCUACGUCACCUUCGGGACUUUCGACACGUACCGUAAACGCAUCCUCAUUGCUGUCUCGUUGUUGGCCUACAUUGGGCUGUUCUCUUCCCUCAUCGUUUGGUUUUAUAUAUACCCAAUAAACUGGCACUGGCUGGAGCAUCUCACCUGCUUGCCUUUCACAAACAAGUUCUGUGAAAAGUACGACAUAGACCACAACAUUGACGAUGUGGUGCACUAGUCUUGGAAUGAUCAGAGUCUUUGAUCAUUCCCAGCUGUUUCCAGGUCAGGCCUUUUUAAGAGUGUGGCAAUCAUAUUUUUUUUUUUUUAAUUAUUAUUAUUCACUUGUCCGAGAACCUGAUCAAAGGAACAGAGUGGAUUGGUCUCUUCUCUUGACCCUGAUGACUUGCUUACUUUGCUAAAACUUUCCUAAACCUUUUUAAUCCUCAGUAAAGGCUGGCACCACCUAGCAUGUUAAUUUGCUAAUGGGCUAGCUGAUCCUCAGAAUCAGAGGACAGGAAAAGAUACUCAGGACGUCAAAACUGCAUGGAGCUGGAGGAACCUAAAGGAAAGAUCUACAGAGUGAAAGAAUCCCUCAGUCUCAUCAAUCUAAAGAAGUCAAAUGAUCGAGGAAGACAUGGGUGACAUUCAAUCACUUUUCCUUUCAAAUCUAUGGACGACACACAGCUGAGAUGAAAAGGAAAGCUGAUGCCAUAAUGGGUUUUAAGAUGUGUCAGAUGCCUCCACUUACUAAUUCUUGUUUUCAGUUACACUGGGUUUAAACUAAACAAGCUUUCUUUCAGUUCUACGACUUCUCGAUGUCUGGUGACAGUUAAAUUUUGUUUUUUGUUUUUAAUCUCUUGUUAUUUUGUAUGUACGCACUUGGCAUGCCUAUAUUCUUUGGAGCCGUGAAAUGUUUUACGCUAAAGGUAACGGUGUGUUCAAAGUAUUAACUGUGCAGCCGGAAUAGAGAAAGUCAAAUAUCAGAGGUCAAUUGAGGCAAGAUUUCAGUCUAAAACCACUAGUUGCCUUAAACAGACUAUGCCAUUUUACAAAGAUGCCUCAUUUUACUUUUGCAUAUUGCCUCUGAACAACUUACUGAAUGCUGAUGAACACACUUAUGACCCUAACCUACCAAAGCAACUUCACAUGCUGCUUAUAUGCAUGUUGUUUUAUCCACAAUCACUUUGUUUUCUGUCACUGCCACAAACGCAAGUUCUAACGCUAUGGGUCACGCUCUACCUGUAGUGUCUCAUUUUUGUCAACACAGUGGUGCUUGAAGCAUUUUGUAGAUUCAUGCUUAAAAAAAAGUACUCAUGAAAGUACUCAUGAAAUUUUUUUCCAGGGGUUAUUAUCCGAACAGGCCUUCUGUUGGAUCAAAAGUUGGAAGUUUUGUACUGUACUUUUUUUUUGUACUUCUUUAUUACUCUGAUAGCUGCAAAAUCACAAGAUUUAAUAUGUUUCCACUGAGCAUUGACAUGUCUUUGUAAUACAAUUUAAUAGACUUGUGUUUUUACCAUUCACUUUUUCCAGUACCGUCCUUGACAAAAACAAUGCAAGAAUGUUUACUUUUAACUUUGGCUGGCCGUGACACGAAAUACAUUUCUCAAUACUUAAAAAUCUCCUCUAAAGCACUUCAUUAAACGCUUGGACUGGGCAACAAAAAUGCACAUAGUGACAAUUUUGACCAAAUUCCUCAAAAUUAAUAAUGCAACGUUACGUAGUAGGGAUGACUGUUGCCUUUCAUAAACUAUUGACACAAUGAGAUUUCUCAUAAAUAAUCAUCAGUAAUAUGGAUGUAAUGACUAAGUGGGUAAAGGCAAGUAUUAGAACAAGUAGAGCAGUAGGUAAGUUCUAUAGUUUCAUGUCACGAUAACAAUAGGAUAUUGAUGUAUUGCCCAGCCCUACUUUUAACUGUUUUCAACAAUAGUGUUACUGCAGACAUAGAAUUCUCCUUAAACAGACACACUCAGAGUCAACAUGAACAAAGUCUUGCAUGCUUUCAGCCACUCAUUUGGAUUGUGUUCCUCAGCCUCAACUAUCGCUGUUUCGGUAUGUCCUUGACAAAGUCACAAGUCCUAAAACCUGAAGUGAAACAUUUCUUUCAUGGCAUGUUACCACCUUUGCUUGGGUCUCGGUUGUUGUUCCUGACUCUGUGCAUGUGUUGAUCAGAGAUGCUGGGAAAGCCCCAGUAAUGACUGUCGUGUGAAGGAUUAUGUGUGUUACUAAGUGAGUUAUGAGAUUAUGUGAGUUUGUCUGUGGGGCUGACUCACUGAUCAUCUGGUGUUGUUGAAAACAUGAGUGUAAGUAACGUGCAGUGACAUCCACCUCUUUCAAGGGAACCCCUGUACUGUGCCUUUUGACGUGUGAGUGCUUGAUCUGAAAAACAUCACUCAUCUUCAGUCAUAACUGUAUGCAGCUGCGUGUGCAUUGGGACCAAAUCAUUUCACCUUCUUUGUAUUUAUUGGAAUUAAAAAGAAAAGGGAAAGUUUUAAAUGAAUUUCAAGUCAUAGCCAUGGUACUGUUCUGUUUUUGCUUUUAUAUGUGAAAAUAUAUGUGUAAUAAAGCAGUUGUCUCAAAAUAAAUGCCACAAGUAAUGAG